This is a messenger RNA of Wallemia ichthyophaga EXF-994, 1068 nucleotides long. RefSeq names its product tRNA acetyltransferase TAN1. The transcript is spliced from 4 exons. Gene Ontology annotation, molecular function: RNA binding. The record is from RefSeq and is a predicted model, not a curated record. Gene Ontology annotation, biological process: tRNA modification. Bases 1 to 1068 code for a protein of 355 amino acids. NCBI's taxonomy places the organism in Eukaryota, Fungi, Basidiomycota, Wallemiomycetes, Wallemiales, Wallemiaceae.
AUGUCUAAAAGAGAAGGCGGAGAUAACGCACCUAGACAACGUAAAUACCGCAAAGACGGCACACAGGUUCAAUUCAAAUCGUUCAGUCCACCAGAAGGUCCUGCAAUCUUUGUUACUUGUGUUCGUGGAAAGGAAAAGCAGGCGACACACGAUAUUUUGGAUAUACUCAAUGAAAUAUGUGAUAGAUAUUUCCCGGAUGUGAAUGUACAGCAGAGGAAUAAGGUGGAAAUUGAAGGCAGCGACAAUAGACAAGAAGAUAAAAAAGAAGACGACAAAGUAGACGUUGAUAAGGACACAACGGACAAGAAAGAAGAUUCCGACAUAAAAUCUCAAUUAGCCGCAGAAUUAGAUGAAAUCAAUAAAACUCAAACCCCUUUCAAGAAACCACAAAAGAGCUCAACAGAUCUGAAGCGAUUUGUUAAUCACCCUACAGAUACUCAAUGUAUGAUUUACCUUGAAGUACGCAGACCAUUCAACCCAAUAGCCAUCGUAGAGAGGUACUUGGAAGAGGUGGAACAGACAGGCAAGAUGAGGACAAAAUACAUCCAACGCUUAACACCCGUUUCACACGUCGCACAUGCCUCAGAAAAUGCUUUUGAAGCACUCUGUGGCUUUACUUUUCAGAAUUACUUGGAUGCCUCAACUGCAGAUGGUAUUGGUGGUAAUUACCGCAUCGAAUUGCGCACCCGCUCUCAUAACACCCUCAAGCGCGAUUUCAUCAUUCAGAAGAUAGUCGACUCCAUCUCCCCACCACAUCGAAUUGACCUCAGCAAUCCUGAUCGCUGGUGUAUUGUUGAAGUCUUUAAGAGUGUCGUUGGCGUUUCUGUCGUUUCUAGCUAUGCCAAGUUUAGAAAAUUCAACCCUUUUUCUCUAGUCGAGGCAAAGAAUAAGGAGAGGGCUGGAGGUAAUAGUGGUGUCGAACAGAGUAAAGUGGAGCAAGAUAAAGAAGAUAAGGUGGAGCAAAAGAAGGAAGACAAAGUAGAGCAAGAUAGGGACGAUAAGAAAGAAAAGUUGGAGAGUGAAAAAGUGGAUAAAACCCCCACAACACAUUCCACACCCACAUUAUAA